GGCACCGGCAAAACACUUUAUCUCGCCUACUUGCAGCCAACCAUUCCAGCCCAUCCAAGAAUUUUGCUCGCCUUCUCGCUCUGGAGACAUGGUUACUGUGCAGCCACAUCUGUCACUUCUCCUUUUCUUUUAAGAAGGAUUGGGCACGAAGGCCUUCGCUUCCGAGUCCUGAACACUCUCCAGCGUGGGUGCAGCCAUGGCCGAACUCCGUGGCUUUUCCUUUACCACCGUCUUCUUCUUCUUCUUUGCUGUUGUGUUCGCUAUUGCUUCGGCAGCAGAAGAGCCGCAUGGGUUCCUCCAGAGCGAGAAGCUGGUGAAGAAGCCGGUGCGCGAGAAGCUGAGCCACCUGCGGUUCUACUGGCACGACGUGGUGAGCGGGCCGGACCCGACCGCCGUCCCCGUGGCCCGGGCAGCCGCCUCGUCCACGAACGCGUCGGCCAGCGGGUUCGGCACGGUGGUCGUGAUCGACGACCCGAUGACGGUGGGGCCGGAGAUGUCGUCACGGCUCGUCGGCCGGGCGCAGGGGUUCUACGCGCUCGCCGCCAAGGAGGAGACCGCCCUACUCAUGGCCAUGAACUUGGCCUUCGUGGAGGGGAAGUACAACGGGAGCACGAUCACCGUCCUGGGGCGGAACGCGGUGUUCUCCGAUGUGCGGGAGAUGCCGGUGGUGGGCGGGAGCGGGCUGUUCCGGCUGGCCCGCGGCUACGCCCAAGCCAGGACGUACAGCGUCGACCUCGGGACCCGCGACGCCGUGGUCGAGGACAAUGUCUUUGUCAUGCAUUACUAGUGGUUUGGUAUUAUUUCGUCAUCUUGCUUCACAUGUCGGACCUGUUCACGAGCUCUGUUGUCUUCUACAAUAGUCGCUGCAAACUCCGUGCAUAAGUCUUCUCUCUCGAUCAAUAUAUGUCUAAUGUAACGAUGAUUUUAUGUACGA
Messenger RNA from Musa acuminata subsp. malaccensis (wild Malaysian banana), 934 nucleotides. Its product is annotated as dirigent protein 22-like. NCBI's taxonomy places the organism in Eukaryota, Viridiplantae, Streptophyta, Magnoliopsida, Zingiberales, Musaceae. The record is from RefSeq and is a predicted model, not a curated record.